GAUUCGUAGGCAGAGAAGAAUCUCUCUCUCUCUCUCUCUCUCUCUCUCUCUCCCUCUCUCUAUGCGAUCAUCAAUGGCAAAUGUUACUAGUAAAAUUGCCAUGAUCGAUAUGUGUCUUAUGUUUUCUCUCUACUUCUCAGGCUUUGGGUUUUUGGAAGGAGUAACAUCACUUGGAAUCAACUAUGGUCAAGUCGCCAAUAAUUUGCCACCACCCGACAAGGUCCUCAAACUGCUAAGCGCUCUUAAACUCACAAAAACAAGAAUUUACGACACCAAUCCUCAAAUUUUGACUGCAUUCGCCAACUCCAACAUAGAACUUCUUGUCACGGUUGAAAACGCAAUGUUAGUUCAGCUAAUGGAUCCACAACAAGUUCUUCAAUGGGUAACCACCCAUAUCAAGCCCUACUUUCCUGCCACCAGAAUCACUGGGAUAGCAGUAGGAAAUGAGAUUUUCACUGGCGGUGAUGAUACCCUAAUGACGUAUCUUGUUCCAGCCAUGGUCAACAUUCAUAAUGCUCUAGGCCAGUUAGGCCUAGACUCGCACAUUCAAGUCUCCAUGCCUAUUUCUCUAGCGGUUCUUGAACAGUCCUUUCCGCCUUCAGCCGGGAGUUUCAAAAGCGAGGUCUAUAGUACCAUGUCACAAGUAUUACAGUUCUUGUCAAACACCAAAGCACCCUUUUGGAUCAAUUGCUAUCCAUAUUUUGCAUACAAUGACGAUCCAAAUAAUAUUUCUUUGGACUAUGUGCUUUUUAAUCCUAACUCAGGAAUGGUAGACCCUAACACCAACCUACGGUAUGACAAUAUGCUGUAUGCUCAAGUAGAUGCAGUCAGUUUUGCUAUCAAUAGGAUGGGCUAUGGUGGAAUAUUAGAGGUUUUGGUUUUAGAGACUGGCUGGCCAUCGAAAGGGGACUCCCACGAAGUUGGUGCAACCAUAGAGAAUGCCGCGGCUUACAAUAGGAAUUUGUUCAGAAGGCAAUUGGAAAAUGAAGGGACACCUUUGAGGCCUAAGAUGAGGCUUGAAGUUCAUUUAUUUGCUUUGUUCAAUGAGGAUUUGAAGCCUGGACCGACUUCAAAAAGGAAUUAUGGUCUCUAUCAUCCUGAUGGAACAAUGUCUUACAAUGUAGGGCUCUCUACCCGAUCAAAUACUUCAUCAACUUCAACGGCUUCCAUUUAUCUUACUUCCUCUGCUAUGAAGGUAAAGCCAUAG
Messenger RNA from Alnus glutinosa, 1207 nucleotides. RefSeq names its product glucan endo-1,3-beta-glucosidase 11-like. Gene Ontology annotation, cellular component: plasma membrane. The record is from RefSeq and is a predicted model, not a curated record. Bases 62 to 1207 code for a protein of 381 amino acids. Gene Ontology annotation, biological process: carbohydrate metabolic process. NCBI's taxonomy places the organism in Eukaryota, Viridiplantae, Streptophyta, Magnoliopsida, Fagales, Betulaceae. Gene Ontology annotation, molecular function: hydrolase activity, hydrolyzing O-glycosyl compounds. The transcript has 2 exons.